AUGUCCCUAACAACAGGCACUAUCGACAGCGAUACCGACCACGACGACCUCAAUGACGACGACGAGGCAGACCUGGAUCAAAUGAACGAACGCUCGUCUAUAAAUCAAGACGCCCAUCAAGACAAUCUCUCACCAUUACCAUCGACUUCGAGGCCGAAAAAAGCUUUGAAAACCGCCAUAGCGCAUGGGAAAACUGAGCCGCACUUUCGAGCUAAUGGCGCUUUGCGGCAGGGCGUGGCCCCGCGCUUACUGUCAGUGGAAACAAUCGGGAUUCUCGCUCAAUAUGCCGCUGUGGGUCUAGUUUACGGCGUCUUGCCCAGCACAAUCACCCCUUUUUUGACCUACUACUUGAACAUGGAAGGGACGGCUACGACAUCGGCACGAGCGCUCCUGUCCAUUCCUUGGAGUUUUAAGGUGGUGAUUGGCGUGGUGUCGGACUGUGUACCACUUUUUGGGUACCGUCGACGGCCAUAUAUGGUGCUCGGCUGGUCGGUGACAGUAGUGUGUCUCCUGGCAAUGGCUGCGUCGCCACUUGAAAGACCGUACUUUUCUGACCCGGCUAUGCGUCAAGUGAAGCCAACCGAGUACUCGCUUGAUAUGAUCCAGUCGCUGAACAAAAGUGCACCUCAUAGUGGAGCCAAGUAUAUUGUGCUCAUGAUGUUUGCAACACUAGGAUAUGUCUUUGCAGAUGUCGCGGCUGAUGCUGUUGUUGUUGAGAUUGCGCAAUGUGAACCAGAAGAAACUCGAGGACGGACGCAGACAGCGAUUUAUACGGUGCGCACACUAUUUAAUGUCGUGGCGCAGACGAUUACAGGCUUUGGACUGAGCUCACCAGACUAUGGCGGGAGUUUUGAGUUUGGUCUUUCGUUUCCAGACACGAUGCUUCUAUUGGCCGUGUUCUGUGUGCCAGUGAUUCCAAUGACAUGGAUGUUUGUCCGUGAAGAAGUUGUUUUCGAGCGACAAAAAUUCCAUACGUAUCUUGGCAAUCUGUGGGCUGCUAUACAGAGUCGAGCAGUGUACCAAGUAAUUGCUUACAGUUUCUUGUCGGGCGUCUUUAGUAAAUUCACCUACGUGGCUCAGGACCCCAUGACGUCGUAUUGGGUUCAUGCCACAAGCUUUAACUUGAGCUUGAGCAGUAUCUUUGGCAGUUUAGUGACAGUGGUCACGCUCACGCUGACAGGCAAAUACGGGCUGCAUUGGAAUUGGCGGACGAUGCAAAUAGUGACGAUGGUGAGUGUGAUCGCACUUGACGCCACAUGCACCAUGCUGGUGACGUGGAACAUUGUCCGUAAGCAGUGGUUUUGGCUUGGUGUAUCCAUUGUGGAGGCAGUGCCGGAUGCGGUUGGGUUCAUCAUUUCGACGUACGUCGUCGUGGAGCUAGCUGGUCACGGUAAUGAGGGAGCGAUUUACGGCUUGUUGACCACAGUGAGCAAUCUAGGCGGGCCGUUUGCCCUCACGCUGACCAAGAACGUGAAUGCAGCUUUCAAAGUGUACAACGAGGACAUCUUGAACGAUACUGAGGAGGUGCGUCGCGACGUGACGAUUACAAUCCUGAUAUCGUACGUCAUGAAGUUGCUGGCACUUCUUUUUCUACCGCUGCUGCCUCGUCAAAAGGCUGAAGCGCAGGCACUUAAAAAGUCGGGAGGAAGCAGUCGACGCAUGGGCGCACUUACAAUCACAUAUCUAUUGGUCGCGCUUGUGUGGGCGAUUCUAACAAACUUGCUGGGCAUUUUCAAAAGCACUCGAUGUUGGGUCAUUACCGGCGGCUGCAAGGAGUAA
This is a messenger RNA of Peronospora matthiolae, 1779 nucleotides long. NCBI's taxonomy places the organism in Eukaryota, Oomycota, Peronosporomycetes, Peronosporales, Peronosporaceae. The record is from the annotation of a GenBank genome assembly.